UGUGCUCAUCGACUUCCUGUUUUCCUGAGCUGCUGGUGAAUGUAACCAAAGAUGCAGAUUUUUGUGAAAACACUCACCGGUAAAACCAUUACCCUUGAGGUGGAGCCCAGUGACACUAUCGAGAAUGUCAAAGCCAAAAUCCAAGACAAAGAAGGUAUCCCUCCUGAUCAGCAGCGUCUGAUCUUUGCUGGGAAACAGCUUGAGGAUGGACGCACCCUGGCAGACUAUAACAUCCAGAAAGAGUCCACCCUCCACCUUGUCCUGCGCCUGAGAGGGGGCAUCAUUGAGCCGUCGCUGAAGCAGCUGGCUCAGAAGUACAACUGUGAUAAGAUGAUCUGCCGCAAGUGCUAUGCUCGUCUGCAUCCACGCGCCGUCAACUGCCGCAAAAAAAAGUGUGGACACACCAGCAACGUCAGACCCAAGAAGAAGCUGAAGUAAACAGCUGGAUUCAGUAACCAAUGUUCUCAAUAAAGCCUUUUGAGAA
Archocentrus centrarchus (flier cichlid) is the source of this 484-nucleotide messenger RNA. Its product is annotated as ubiquitin-60S ribosomal protein L40-like. Gene Ontology annotation, cellular component: ribosome. The record is from RefSeq and is a predicted model, not a curated record. The coding region runs from base 52 to 438 and encodes 128 amino acids. The transcript has 5 exons. Gene Ontology annotation, molecular function: structural constituent of ribosome; protein binding. NCBI's taxonomy places the organism in Eukaryota, Metazoa, Chordata, Actinopteri, Cichliformes, Cichlidae. Gene Ontology annotation, biological process: translation.